ACAGACGCUGGGACCAGACCAGAAUCAGCCUGAGGACGGGAUGGACGUAACCCUGAGACCUUCUACGUGUAGCAAAGAGCAAAACUUCUGAUGUGGAAACCGGCAAUGCACUCACUGUUGUGACGUUUUCAACACCAACAACAAAAAAAGCGAGACAAACGAGAAUUUCAGCCGGGGGACAUAAAACUUCAAACUUUCUUCCGAAAGUUUGGAAACUUUUGGAAGUUAUCCGAAUUUGUGUACUAAAAGAGUGUCAAAAAAUGACGGAGGAAGAGAAAAUUGAACAUAUUCCCGAAGAGUCUGAAGGCAAUGGGAUUCCAAACGGAGGAAACUCUGCAAAAACUAAGGAGGAUUUCGACCUUGCUACCAUUUAUGUGUCAGAUGCCCAGUACAACAGAAAUGUUUUCUUUGACACAACCCCUCAGGCUGUGAGACUGUAUAUUCUUUAUAAUCACUGGUCGCUAAAGGUGGCCGUCUACUUCUUCAUCUUGGUCAACCUGUGUCUUGCCAUCUUUGAGGAACCAGCUGUGUUCCCAUUACCUAUUUGGGCCACCAUGCUGGUUGAGCUGCUCUGUCUGCUGGUUUUCACUUGUCGCCUUGUUCACUACGCCAAGGUGAUUCCUCAAGACAAAUUCUGGAAGGACCUGAAAAAUAUCUGCAUCAUCGUUAUUCUCUUGCUCACUCUGAUUGAUAUGAUCAUCUAUGGAGCACUAAAUGCUGCAAACUGUUACAGUGUCCGUUGGUCAAGAGUGUUGCGCCCACUACUUUUGGUCAACAUCACAGAAGGACGGCAGCUCCGCAGAGCGUUCAGAAGCAUCCGGAAUGCUUUGCCUCAGAUCUGCUAUGUCUUCCUGCUGUUCAUGUUCAGUGUUCUUAUCUUCUCCCUCAUGGCCCUCAAACUCCUUGGCAAACGAGGUCUGACAACCACAAAUGGAGGUCCAUACUUUACCAGUUACCUGGACAUUGUCUUUGACCUGUAUGUGCUCGUCACCACAGCCAACAGCCCUGAUGUCAUGAUGCCUGCAUACAACGCCAGCUUUCUUUUCAGCAUAUUCUUCAUCUUGUACAUCCUCAUCAACACGUACAUUUUCAUGUCUGUCUUCUUGGCUGUCGUGUACAACAAUUACAAGAAAUAUUUGAAGCAGGAAGUACAGCAGCUGGUGAGGGCCAAACGACACAAGAUGGCGAGAGCAUUUGCCAUUCUGCAGGAGCACAAAGAAGAGGGUGGUCAGCCCGUUGUGACACAGCCCAACUGGAAUAAGCUUGUUCAACAGGUCCGGCCUAACAUGAAUAACGCUCACCGAGAGCUUCUAUGGAGCGUCUCAGAUAACAAGAAUCAAGGCUUCAUCGGUAAGGUGGCAUUCACCCAGCUGGCAGACCUCCUGAACAUAGAAGUUAUCACCCUAAAGUCAAGGCCACAUCCUUUUCAAAGUUUAUUCCCCACACUCUACCAGUCAGCUCCCAGCCGUCUCCUCUUCAGAAUCGUCAGACACCGGGGUUUUGUGAUCGCUUAUGACAUAAUCAUCCUAGUGAAUGCCGUGUUUAUUGGUCUGGAUGAGGACAAUCCGAUGAUCUCUAACUCGGAAUGGGCUUUUCUGGCUCUUUAUCUGCUGGAGAUCAUGUUGAAACUCUAUGUGUUUGAACCCAGAGCUUUCUUCUCCAAACAUAACUUCUGGAACUGGUUUGACACCAUCAUUGUCGUCUCUGCUCUGGCUGCCACUGUCAUCAAUUCCUCCUUGAAGUCAAUGGAAGAAUACACAAGUCGACAAAUCCUGGACAUCGUCUUCAUCCUUCGAGUCCUCAGACUUAUCCGAGUGGUGGACAGUAUUGAAAGAUUUCGUACAAUUUUCAACACUUUGAUCAGGAUUGGACCAGCCAUCCUCACAUUUGGGCAGCUCAUCAUUGUUGUAUACUACAUCUUUGCCAUGGUGGGAAUGGAACUAUUUAAAGAUAAAGUGAAAUUUUAUGAGGACACUACCAACCCGGCUAAGGCCUACUGUGGAAACCCACUGCUGAAAGGAACAGCCUUUGCACAGUUCAACUACUGUAAGAACAACUUCAACAAUGUGGUGUCUUCCUUUAUACUACUGGUGGAGCUCACUGUAGUCAACCAGUGGCAUGUGCUCAGCAGCGGCUUUGCCACCGUGACCCAUGUAUCAGCCAGGAUCUAUUUUGUCGUCUUCCACAUUGUUGUUGUCAUCAUCAUUAUUAAUAUUUUUGUGGCGUUUGUCCUUGAAGCAUUCCUUGUGGAAUACUCUGUGGAUAAGAGUGGCCUGCAGUCAUCUCUGGAAAAGAAGAUUGAGGAACUGGAGCUAGCUGUGGAACAGGAGAAGUUGGAGGACAACUUGGUGAAUGCCAUGGAAACAAUUGAUAAUGACUUGGGAACCGGACAGUCAGCUAAAACUAAUACACCGGCCCUAAUGUUUAAAAUUGCAUCAAAACGAUAUAGGACAGUGGAUGCAUUGUUGCAGCGAAUGUUUGAGGCCGAUAUCGACCCUGAAGACUUUUCUGAGGAAGAUGACACUGGGAAUUUUGCAAACCCAACAUUCCUUUCUGCAUAGACAUUAAUCUACAAAUAUAUAUGGACAGAAAUAGACUAUAUAACUCAUGUAUACAUUUACAAAUCAUGAUCUGUAAUUUCCAGUGUUAUGUUUUUUUUUAUUUCUGUCCAUCUCUACUCCAUGUAGAGACACAAAAAGUUAACAUACAGUUAUAUUUACACUGUUGGUAUCAUGUUAGUGGAAGGAUUUAAAAGCUCAGCUGAAACUUGUUUGUGGAAGUAUAUUUUAUAACUUUAUAAGCUCUGUCAUUAAAAUGUUUCUGUAUAUUUGUACAAUGCUUUAAUAGUGCAUUUGAAAAGGGCAUGAUUAGAAAGUAUACAUUUGAACAAUGGGAUAAUAGGUAUUUUGAAAUACAAAAAAGAGUUAAGAAUUGAACAAGUACAGAUUUCAUAUCCAGAUUUAUGAAGUAUUUUGAAAAUAUAUAUAUCAGUCAUCCGAAUUAUGCCAUUUUCAAGAGGCUCAAUAAAGGCAGUUUGACUACACUUUCUAAA
Messenger RNA from Menidia menidia (Atlantic silverside), 3052 nucleotides. The record is from the annotation of a GenBank genome assembly. NCBI's taxonomy places the organism in Eukaryota, Metazoa, Chordata, Actinopteri, Atheriniformes, Atherinopsidae.